Messenger RNA from Camellia sinensis, 1206 nucleotides. Its product is annotated as Haloacid dehalogenase-like hydrolase (HAD) superfamily protein. The record is from RefSeq and is a predicted model, not a curated record. Lineage: Eukaryota; Viridiplantae; Streptophyta; Magnoliopsida; Ericales; Theaceae.
AUCCGCAAGUAAUAUUAAUGGGAAAGGGACUGCAAGUUGAAGGAUUUACACGAGUUUGGGUCCCCAUAAAAUGUGCAGCUCAAGCUAACAUCAUCUACUCCAAUGUCGAUUUUGCCGAUGCAAACCAGAUUCCCAUCACUUUGAGCUUCUGGAUCAGUUAGUGCGCUUGUGAUCCUCCUCAAGAACCUAAAUUAAGUGAUAUCGAAGUGGUAUUUGUGUACUUGUACGCCUAGAAACUGCAGUGAAAUCAUCUUCAGAGAUGGCUCUAUUAUCAAAGUUACGUUGUAUCACAUUGGAUGUUACUGGUACACUCAUUGCUUACAAAGGGGAGCUUGGAGACUACUAUUGCAUGGCAGCCAAAUCUGUUGGAUUGCCUUGUCCUGAUUACAAACGUGUUCAUGACGGCUUUAAACUUGCAUACUCAAACAUGGCAAAGAAGUAUCCAUGUUUUGGUCAUGCAGCCAAAAUGCCCAACAUUGUGUGGUGGAAGACUUGUGUGAGAGACUCCUUUGUCAGGGCAGGGUAUGAUUAUGAUGAGGAGACAUUUGAGAAGAUAUUCAGGCGCAUAUACUCAUCCUUUGGUUCAGCUGCACCUUACACAGUCUUUCCAGAUUCUCAACCAUUCCUAAGAUGGGUUCAUGAGAACGGUCUCAAAGUGGGGUUAGUUAGCAACGCCGAGUAUCGGUACAAGGAUGUGAUUCUACCAGCGUUGGGUUUGAAUGAGGGAUUGGAGUGGGAUUUUGGCUUGUUCUCUGGCCUUGAAGGUGUAGAAAAGCCGGACCCAAGGUUUUACGAGAUUGCAUUGGAGAGGGCUGGAAAUAUUGCACCAGAAGAGGCAUUACACAUCGGAGACAGCAUGCGCAAGGACUAUUUGCCUGCAAAGAGCUCGGGGAUGCACGCCCUGUUGUUGGACAGAUUUAAGACUCCUGAUGCCGAUAAUUGGAGGAAGUCUGGCGCGCCUGUUCUCCCUGACCUUGUGGCUGCACAGGCAUGGCUGGCUUCUGAAAUUUGAUUUGCUAAUAACCUUGUAUUUUCUGUAAUGCUGCUCAAUACAUACUGAUAUGAUGAUGUUGGAAAGAAAAGAAAGAUAUUCAUUCUGUGAUAUUCUAAGACAUAACAUUAGAUGUUCUGUCUGUAAUUUGUGUUCCUCAUUCUUGCAGUCAAAUAAGAAAGUUACUAAAAAGAUCAAUUGUCUGUUAGAGCAAA